Molecule: messenger RNA, 1359 nt
Organism: Truncatella angustata
Lineage: Eukaryota; Fungi; Ascomycota; Sordariomycetes; Amphisphaeriales; Sporocadaceae
Product: Golgi transport complex subunit 5-domain-containing protein
Exons: 1
Coding region: 1-1359 (452 amino acids)
Biological process (GO): intra-Golgi vesicle-mediated transport
Cellular component (GO): COG complex
Source: RefSeq, a predicted model, not a curated record
AUGGCGACAGACGAGGAACCGUCCUACAUUGACUACGAGACCUUCCUCGACCCGGCAUUCACGCCAGCCUCGUUCGCCAACACCUUGGUUCUUGCGACAAACAACCCCAAUGAUGCCACCUUGGACCUCUCCACGCCGCUCUCCAAAGUGCUGUUCGAUGCCCAAGAGAUAGACUCGCACAUAGACCUGCUUACGACAAGGUCUGCGAUACCCAUUUUGACACAUACGAAAGAGCAGACGGACUCAAGCACGCGAAUCAUCUCCGAGAUUGACAACCAGGUCAAGAGUCUGAACGAGAGCUACAAGCAGCUUGAGAAAGAGGUCAUACAGAAACACGCAGAGGCAGAUGAGGUCCGGCAAGUCGCUUCCCGUCUUUGGGAGGCGCUGAAGCUGGGCAGGUCAGUUGCACGGUGCCUGCAGCUGGGACGGCAGUUGGAAGUCCAGCACUCGGAGAUCUCAAGCUCUGGUGCAGCUAACGCUGCUGGAGCCACCAAGAGUCAGGACCACCGGGCCCUGGUACGAUGUGCGCACACCAUCCUGUCGCUCCGCGAGGUCCUGGACCACAAGGCACCUGGCGAAGAAGGCUAUGGACUGGACAGAAUAAACACCAUGAAGAGCCUGCAAGACAGCAUCAUCGCCCCAAUCGAGCGAUCAGUAAGGACUGCGUCAGAGCAGAUCAUACGUGAAUUUGCUAUUGGGUCGUCAAGUGGCACGGCAACAUUUGCCCAAAGCGAGGAAACCAAGGCGCGAACCCUGUCAGCCAUGACCACACUGUACCUACUUUCGCCCACCUCGGCCGUCAAGCCAGACAAGUGGGCUCCGCAGCUGCUGCUGCAAGCUCUGGAGAAUUAUCUACGCAAUGCGCUGCAGAGCUCCAUAGCCUCACUCACUCGAUCGUUGGCAACAUUGCCUACGCUGGAUCGCACGUUGGCUGAAGUAGCUGCGCGGUGUCAAAACGUUGUCGCAUUGGAGAUCAUCCUGGACACCACCAAGCCGCCAACGCACCCGCUACUUCCAAAGCACAGGCAAAGCACAGACGGCUCAAACCUCCUGCAGCCAUUGCUUGCCCAUCUGGAGACCGGUUCUCUGCCGUCGUAUUUUUGGAGGUCCAUGGCCAGCAGUCUGUCAACAAGGGUGGUGGAGUUGAUGAACCGCGGCGGUGUAUCUGCCCGGACACUCAAGUCUAACCGCAGCUCAGUGGGUGAUGCCAUUAGGGAAUGUGUCAUCAAGGGCAGCCAGGCACCAAACACCAUCACUGUAGCUAAGAGCAAGACCGGAAAGUCAGACUCGGAGAAGGCAGGUUGGGAUCGUGAGGUCGCAGUCAUGGUCGGAAGUGUGGUUGGAAAUCUUGGUCGAUGA